AGUUGCUGCUGCGCGAAUUGUCCUGCAGUGCUUUCCGUAGAGCAGUGUGGAGGGGAGACCGUGCAGAUUCCAGUUAACCAUGGCGGAGUUUACAACGUUAGAAAGCCUGCUGGAGAUGGGCUUCGACAGAAACAGAGCGGAGAAGGCUGUAGCACAUACUGGCAACCAGGGCAUUGAGAGAGCUAUGGACUGGCUAAUGGAACACGAGAAUGAUCCAGACAUAGACGAGCCCUACGUCCCACCAGCAGGGAAUGUUCUAGGCUCACCAGAGCAAGAGAGCCCAUCCCAGCCUGCAACAGAACCUAUUAUCUCUCCUGAUGGGGAGAUACUAGAGGGAGAUUCUAAGCGACCAAUGACUGAGGAGGAGAAGAAGGAGCAGGUUAAGAGGCUUGAAGAGUUGAUGAGGGUGAAACAGGAGGAGAGAAGAGAGAGGGAGCGACAGGACGAGGUGGACAGGGAAAAGCAGAGAAGGAAGCAAGGCCAGGAGCUGCAGCAGGUCCGACAGAAGCUUCAGGAGGAUGAAAUGAAGAAGCUGGCUGAUGAUCGGAGGAGAGAGAAAAUGGAGGACAAAAUGGCUAAGCAGAGGGUCAAAGAGAAGAUUGCACGUGACCGGGAAGAACGAGCACGAAAGUUUGGAGGGAGCUCUUCUAGUACAUCACUGUCAUCUCCCACUUCUGACACCACUCCCCAGUCUCCACCUGAGAGCCAGGGUCCUCCUCCAGCCAAGAAAGACUAUGAUGAAUGUCGGAUACAGGUGAGGCUCCUGGACGGUUCUGCACUGACGACAGUUUUUAAAGCCCAGGAGCCUCUGGCAGCAGUCAGGGUGUACGUGCAGAUGAACAGCUCUGAGAGCCAAGACUUUACCCUACUCUCUCCUUACCCACGCCGCGUCUAUACAGACCUCGACAUGGAGAAACCUCUGAGUGAGCUAGGUUUGGUGCCUUCUGCUGUCCUAGUGGUUGCAAAGAAGUAAAGGACGGCUAGUUAUCCAUGUUCUUCCACCAACAGGCCAAAAUGGAUUAUUCACUGGACUGAUUUAAUUUUCUACACUAUGUAAUUUGAACCUGAAGUCAUCAAACCAUGAUGAGUACCACUGAAAUAAAACCAUAACAACGGAAAUGUUAACAAAUUACAUGAACCUUAAAGAGAUCACAAUGCAGCAUACUGUAGUUUCUUUCUUUUUUAAUACAUUUGGAAUAAACUUAUUUCUUUGGUCAAUGUCCAUAAAUAAAAAGCUCUAAAUCAUAUUUGGUAAACACCAAAUAAACAGUCAUGUAUAAACAUCUCAUUUAUAAUCAGAUCUUUAUUCACAAAAAGGAAAUCUGAAAACAAAUUAUUCAAGUAAAAAUAUUUGCUAGAAGUUUAUAAAAUACACCUGGAAGUUGUAAGCUGGUAUAUAUAAAUGGAUGGCACGUCCAGUAGAGAGAAAAGCCACAAUGGUAAAUUCAAAUGUUGGAAAGAUGAUGCUGAAAAUGUUUUUCAGUAAUAAAUUAGCAGAUUUAGGAUAAUCCACAGCUAUUCCAUAUCUGAAACCAGUUGCAGAAGUUAAUUAAAUGCUUUCUUAAAAACUUCUGCAUAACCUGUGAAAUAAAUUACGGGUGUAACGGAACAAUGUUCACACCAGUCACAGUACAGGGUCUUGAUUCGGUAUGCUAUUUGUGUAAAUACUGUAAUUUCACAAAUGUGCAUGCCACCCCGAAACCUUAAGCUGUAAAUCGUAAUAUUUGCAUGGUAUUGUGGGAAAUGUCAUACUAUUUUGUUUUAUCUCUUUUUAUUCUUUAUCUCUCACUGUUAUGUUUUAAAUAAAUUAAUUUACGCAA
Molecule: messenger RNA, 1820 nt
Organism: Astyanax mexicanus (Mexican tetra)
Lineage: Eukaryota; Metazoa; Chordata; Actinopteri; Characiformes; Acestrorhamphidae
Gene: ubxn1
Product: UBX domain protein 1
Exons: 10
Coding region: 80-973 (297 amino acids)
Molecular function (GO): protein binding
Source: RefSeq, a predicted model, not a curated record